AAAAACAAAGAAAGAAAUAACUCGAAAACGAAAACAAACUACGAACAAAACAAAAAAACGUGUCUCGAGGUGUUUCGGGGAGCUGGCCAUUAGACUUGACAUAACCCAAGGCAGGCGAGGAGGGGAGCAAACUGGCACAACAACUUUAAAAGUACAAACGGCCGAGAGGAGGAAGAGUCCAUGGAGUGCAUAGACCAGGAACAAUGGUAAAUGCCACGUCAGCAACACCAGCAACAGCAGCAAGCGACAACAGCAGCAUCAUCAGCAAAAGCAGCAAAAACGAGUCAACGACAGCUUAAAAAAUAAUACGCUUGCUGAAGGCAACAAGCGGAUAGAAAGGCAGUCGACAGACAACCAGGGAACAAAGAUAUAGGGGCGAUAUAGGGCGGGAUAUAGGGCGGGAUAUAGGGAGAACAAAGCGACGACAUUGCGAACGAUGAGAAAACUCUGUUGCAAUUAGUGAGCCAAGGGUUGGACGAGUCAUGCUGCUGCCAACGGAAACGGAAAUGCUUGCUGGAAGCGGAAACGAAAACGGAAGCCGAGGAGGAGCAGGUGGCCACUAAAUGCCAUUGAACACUGAGCGAUCAUGUCCGACGUUGAGCAGGCGAUUAGGGCCAAGCAACAGCAGCAGCUGAACUGUGGCAUUGACGAUGAGACGGAUCCCGAUCCCGAUGCUGCCGAAUCCGGAGCAGGAGCAACGGAGGUGGGCGCCAGGACCACCGCCUCGCUGACAGCCAAGCCGAGCAGCGGUCUCCGGCGCUGCUGCGGCCACAUCCUCAAGCUGCUGCUCUCCACGCCCGGCCUCGUGCUCCUGGUCAUCGGCUACUCCGUGCUGGGCGCCCUCAUCUUUCCGCUCCUCGAGGCGCCGCAGGACCUCAGCAAGUCGGCGGCCAUCGCCAAGAGCCGUGAAGACUGUCUGCGCGAACUCUGGAUCAUAACAGAGAAACUCAACGUUUUGUACGAACGCAACUGGACUAUGCUGGUCCACGAGCAGCUACGUCGCUUCGAGGGCUCCAUUGUGGCGGCCACGCGCCAAGGAUCCGCUGGCGGUGCAGGAGGGGGAGGAGGAAGCGGUGGCGGAGGAGGACUCUUCCAGGGGGGCAGUGCCAGCGCCUUGGGUCACUUUGGCUACGAUGCCGACGACUCGCAGAGCUGGACCUUCAGCGAGGCUUUGCUCUACUCGGUCACUGUGAUAACGACAAUUGGUCACGGCAGCCUGACGCCGCGCACCGCCGCCGGGAAGCUGGCCACCAUCUUCUACGCCCUGGUGGGCGUGCCCCUGAUGCUCAUGUGCCUGUCCAGCCUGGGAGCCCUGCUCGCCGAUGGCCUCCAGUGCACCUACGUGCGGCUCUGCUGCCAGCUGCAGCGCCAUCAGGAGCACCGUAGGAAGUCCACUCCCGCGGACUCAACGCCCACUGCCAGCACAGCGAUGACACCGACGCCACUGACCAAGUCGAGGGACAAAAAGAAGCAGAAGGAGAGGGAGAAGGGCUCCAAGCGACGAAUGGCCAAUUGCAAGGGCUGUAAGUACGAUGCGGCCAACAGUGAGACGAGCUUGAAUGACUGCUUGGAGUACGGCCAAAAGGGGAAACUGCCGCCGGACAAGAGGGAGGGAGAUGCCUGUCAAUUGUUGCGCAACUUGAAUCAGCAGCAGCAUUUUUACCAGCAGCAACAGCAGUUGCAGCAGCAGCAGCAGCAGCAGCAGCAGCAGCAGCAGCAGUUGCAGCAACAGCAACCGGAUGUCAUGCUAAUGACAACGACAUCGGGCAGCGCAUUGCUGAAAUACGCACCACAGCAACAGCAACUGCAGCAGCAAUUAUCGACAGCAACUCUCCCGCGACAACAUCAUCAUCUGCAGCAGCAGCAGCAGCAACAUCACCAGCUGCAGCUGCAGCCACACCAGCAACACCAGCCACACCAGCAGCAACUGCAACAGAAUUUCGUGGCCGUGCCCAGCAGCAUGCUGCGAAUGCCGAUGACAGUGCCGCCCAAUUGUUAUGCGCCCGCGACUGCCACGAUAUACUUUCCUUUCGGCCCCGCCCCCUCCGCCCCCGGCAGUCCCGCCCACGUCCAAUCUCACGCGAAUUCGAAUGCGAAUGCAAGUCCGAAUCCCCUUGGGAAUCACACGCUGAGUCAACAGCCGCUGGUCAAGUAUCACACGAUACACAUGCAACCGGCAACCGGAAAGCAUCGAGUGCUGGCUUCUGGACUUCAGGAUGCAGCAGUCGGGAAUCUCGUCACAGGAUCUGAGGCAUCCACACUGGAGGCCAUCACAUUGCCACCACCGCCGGCCUACCAGACUGCCAAUGUGCAUGCCGUGCGGCGGGCCAAGUUCGUGACGAAACCGUUGCCACACGAGAUCAACGCGCUGAUGGACUGCGGCACGGGAUCGCCAGACUUAUCCGGCAGACAUGAUUUAUUGCCACCACCGCAUUCGGGGGAAGCAGCAGCAGCAACAGGCACUGCAGCAGGUCCAAUGCUAACCUACACGGCCGCAGCAACAAGCCCACAACUGUCGUCGGGUAUUAAAGUUGCCGCAGGCACAGGAGCAACAAUGGUUGCUGGCAGGGGAGCAGCAACAGCAGCAACAACAACACUGCCCGAUAACAGUUUUAUGGCCGCAGGUGUUUGUGGCAUGGCCGGUGGCGGUCCUGCAGCCCCUCUUCCCCCACCUCCACCAACAACAACAGCAGGCACUGCAACUGCCACCUCGGCAGCAGCAACAUUGUCAGCUCUACUAAGCGCCAACUCAACGGGCACCGUCGACAUCAUGGAGGACGAGGAUGAGCAGGAACGGGAGCGAUUGAGCAACUGCCCGCACGGAACGCCGUCGCGAGUGCCGUUGAUAGCCAGUCCUCUGUCCGUGCCGCAGGACUCGACCCUCCACCGUCACCCGCUGCAACCGCUGGGCCGCAAGACGCUCCUGCUGACGCGUCGCUGCCAGAGACACGCCUCCGGAACGCUGUACGACAGCACGACGGCCAACAACACGGAGACCUCCGACGACGAGGAGUACAUGCAGCACGGCAGCGAGCAGUUCGUGCUGAAGAAGCUGCGCUAUCGCUGCGACUCGGAGGGGUGCCGCGGGGCGGAGGACUCGGAGGAGGAGGAUGAUGAUGACUCGGAAUCGGACUCGGCGGCGGGACGGCAGGUGCCCAUCAGCCUGGUGCUGCUCAUCCUGGCCUGCUACAUCUGCGUGGGCACCGUGGUCUUUGCCCUGUGGGAGAACUGGUCGCUGGUGGACGGGGCCUACUUCUGCUUUGUGACCCUGUCGACCAUUGGCUAUGGAGAUUUCGUGCCCGCCCGCAGCUUCAACGGACCGGAGCUGCAGCUGUACGCCUGCUGCGCCUACCUGCUGCUCGGCCUCGUCCUGGUGGCCAUGUCCUUCAGCAUCCUGGAGACGCAGCUCAUGUGGAAGUGCAAGCGCAUCGCCGUGCGACUGAAGCUGGCCCGCACGGAUGGAUAAUGUACCAUCUCCUCAUCCGCCGCCACCCCAUAACAAUCGAAUCUGCAAUCCAAAUGCUUGAAUCUUAGGCUAAGUGUACUGUGUAAUUAUAACCCAAAACUAGCCCAUCUCAGUGUACAUUUGUCUGCCUAGCGAAAUAAUGAGAGCUCGUAUGUUGUCGGGAAUUCAAGAGAAUUUGUGUAAAUAAACGGAAUUUUUGGAAUUUUCGAAUUUCUCGGCUGGCUUUUUGGCAUUCAGCAGGUAAUUGGAUACAAAACGUUUCCGGAAUGCCAAAUGUACUUGGCAAAUAUCAUGUUUUCCCGAUGGCCUAAAGUUUAGCUAAGCAUAAAUAUCCGGCUCAUCAUGUCACCGUUUGCAUCUGCUGAAUUAUGUGCAACCUAAUCACAUUAACAUAUAUUAGUGCCCACACUGCCGUAAAAAGCAAGGGAAAAAUGCCAUUUAUAUUUGCCUUAAUGCCGGCUGGGAAGCCCAAAUACCUUCGUUUAUUCCCGGUGGGUGUCAGCGAAAAAGCAUCAAGUUUCAUGCAAAACACACA
Messenger RNA from Drosophila elegans, 4001 nucleotides. Its product is annotated as ataxin-2 homolog. Gene Ontology annotation, cellular component: membrane. Gene Ontology annotation, molecular function: potassium ion leak channel activity. Gene Ontology annotation, biological process: stabilization of membrane potential; potassium ion transmembrane transport. The coding region runs from base 587 to 3466 and encodes 959 amino acids. The record is from RefSeq and is a predicted model, not a curated record. The transcript has 8 exons. Lineage: Eukaryota; Metazoa; Arthropoda; Insecta; Diptera; Drosophilidae.